This is a messenger RNA of Pleuronectes platessa (European plaice), 6356 nucleotides long. It is a transcript of the gene slc41a1, whose product is annotated as solute carrier family 41 member 1. Gene Ontology annotation, molecular function: monoatomic cation transmembrane transporter activity. Gene Ontology annotation, biological process: monoatomic cation transport. The record is from RefSeq and is a predicted model, not a curated record. Bases 535 to 2190 code for a protein of 551 amino acids. Gene Ontology annotation, cellular component: plasma membrane. NCBI's taxonomy places the organism in Eukaryota, Metazoa, Chordata, Actinopteri, Pleuronectiformes, Pleuronectidae. The transcript is spliced from 12 exons.
CCACGCCUCAGCCUGAGCGCGUUACCAGGAGCUGCAGGACACAUGCAGCAGCUACCCGGGGUCCGUGUUCUCUCACUCAUCUCCCCUGUGGACUGCUGACACUGAAAGGUGACUUUCCACCCUGGUUGGGGAGGUACUUUUCUGCAGCCGUUAACUCAAUCCUUGUACUGCAGACCUUUAAAUAUCCCCCUUGAAAACCUCCAAGCAACCACGUGGUGUAAGCCUAUCCUGAGCACCUUGCAGUGAAUGGAGAACAUACUGGUUCUGCUCCCGAAGCACCGACAGGAACACAGGCUCUGCAGACGCUCAGCUGCAUGUGCCUUGCUGCAGGUUUUUUCUCACAGAGCAGGUUUCUCCUUGUCUUCAAUAGCGACAUUCACUUCCUGUAAACCUCUUUAAUGGGAUAAAUCAAGUGGACUGAUCAGGUUCAAUACCAGAUCAGGUAGACAAUUCUAUUUUGACCUUGCCAAAACAGUUAGGCCAAGGCACGCUGAGCUUUCUUUGUCAAGCCCACUGUCUUCCAAAGGCUUCCGCAUGGUACUUUGGUUGAAAGAACAAGAAAAACUCCCCGACAUCGACAUGUCCUCCGGGGCCAAUGAGGUGAAGAAGGAGGGAGGCCCCCUGACACCGGCCUUCCUCAAUUCCAACUGCUCUGUCCAGCCGGUAAUCCUCACUCAGGGCUCUGAGGAGGUGAGCCCAGGAACCGGGGCUGAGUUUGAGCUCACAGAGGUCACAUCUUACCCAGAGAGGGCCGGUGAGACCGGGGAGGGUGAGGAGAGGUCAGAGAUUGUGGUGGCGCUGGACUGCCGAGCCAACGCAAAAGGUCAACGGGAAGAGGACGCUCUCCUGGAGAACGCAAGCCAUAGCAACGAAAGCGACGACACCAGCACCGACCAGAGCCCGGAACCACCGGUGCCACUCAAGGAGACCUCCUUCACCAUCGGCCUACAGGUGGUUUUCCCUUUCCUGCUGGCCGGGUUCGGGACAGUGGCAGCAGGAAUGGUGCUUGACAUCGUCCAGCACUGGACAGUGUUUACGGAGGUGUCGGAGGUGUUCAUCCUGGUACCAGCGCUGCUGGGGCUCAAAGGCAACCUAGAGAUGACACUGGCCUCCAGACUUUCCACAGCGGCUAAUAUUGGUCAGAUGGACACAACCAAGGACAUGUGGAAGAUGAUCAUUGGGAACUUGGCCCUCAUUCAGGUCCAGGCCACAGUGGUGGGGUUCCUGGCCUCCAUAGCUGCUGUGAUCUUCGGCUGGAUCCCAGAGGGACACUUCAGGCUGGGCCACGCAGUGCUGCUGUGUGCAUCCAGCGUGGCCACUGCAUUCAUAGCCUCUCUGCUGCUGGGGCUCAUCAUGAUCGGUGUGAUCAUAGCAUCCAGGAAGGUGGGCAUCAACCCUGACAAUGUGGCCACACCAAUAGCUGCAAGCCUGGGAGACCUGAUCACCCUGUCCCUGCUGGCAGGCAUCUCAACAGGACUGUACAAGGAGCUAGAUUACAAUGACUAUGCCAGCCCGCUGGUGUGUGCGGUGUUUGUGGCCUUGUGCCCCCUGUGGGUGCUGAUAGCCAGGAAGAUCCCUUCCACAAGAGAGGUCCUCUACUCUGGAUGGGAGCCGGUUAUCAUCGCCAUGGCUAUCAGCAGUGUCGGUGGUCUGAUCCUCGACAAGACCGUCACCGACCCAAACUUUGCUGGCAUGGCUGUCUUCACCCCGGUCAUCAACGGUGUGGGAGGAAACCUUGUGGCAGUUCAGGCCAGUCGUAUCUCCACCUAUCUUCACAUGAACGGUCUACCCAUGGGGGAUCCCAACCUCGCCCCCAGGAAGUGCCCCACACCCUGCACCUCUUUCUUAGGCUCCACUGUGAACUCUCGUUCGGCCCGUGUGCUCUUCCUCCUGGUUGCUCCGGGUCACCUCGUCUUCCUUUACACCAUCAACUACCUUAGGGGUGGACACACCACCCUGACGCCAGUCUUCGUCACCAUCUACAUGACUGCUGCACUACUUCAGGUGAUUAUCCUCCUCUACCUGGCAGACUGGAUGGUCCACUGGAUGUGGGGUCGAGGCAUGGACCCCGACAACUUCUCCAUCCCCUACCUGACUGCCCUGGGUGACCUGCUGGGAACCGGCUUCCUCGCCCUCUGCUUCCACAUAUGCUGGUUCAUCGGGGACAGAGAAAAUAAUGCGGGCAACUAAAUGCAUGCACAGACACACGCACAAAAACAAAACUGUACACUUGCACACAUGGACAGUGACGACCCUCACCCAUUAUCUGAAACUGGAAGAUGUCUACAUUUAAGGGCUAAUCUCUUGUAGGGCUCUCGUUGAGGGUAUAGAGCAGUAGGGCAGCGUUUCACCUUCAGGAUUUCAGGAUGCUGAUGCAUCACAGCUGCUGCCAAGAAUCCAGUCAGAGUCUUUGUUUCACUGCAGAAACACUGGAAACACACACAUCCCCUUGUCAACCACCCAACAUACCUGCAACUGAUGGAUCCAACCCCACAAACUCCAGCUCUCCUCUUCUGCUUAACUUAAUAACUUAGUCCUACUACUUUUGUUAUUAUCACUCUAUUGACAAUGAUUAUGAUUGUUGGUGAAUAAUGUAUUUGAUAUGAAUCGGUACCUGUUCUAUUUGGAUGGCCAGUCCUCAUUAUUUUCAAUGGGGACUUUAAGCCCUAGGUUUUUUGAAGAUCAACUUUCAACACUUGAAACCGAGACGACAAAGAAAGCAAAAAAAACGCAUUCAAAACAGCCUAGAAUGCUUAAUCACCAAGUGCUUUGCCAUAUAUACAGUAAGAAUAUUACAUGAAAUCUAAUGUGUUUAGUUUUUAAUUUAAUAGAACACACGAGGCUCUCUCUGUUUUACUUUUGCCUUGUGACUACAGGAAACAGGCUUGGGGAGGGUUUACUACAUGGGACUGGAUCACAAACGUAACCAGAUAAAGCACUUUUUCUUUGAAUAGUUCAAUUUGAAUCAGGGCAGGGACUCAAGGUUGAUAUUUCUUAGGUUAUUCCUGCACAAGAAAGGACUUGAGAACUGGGAAUCAGACCUGGAAUCAGAUUCACUGCCUUAAAAAAUGCUAAAGUCAGCCUGCUACAGGAACAGACUCACCUCCACCUCUCAAUUGAAAUGUUCACACCAAUGAUAGUUGUGUGUUCAUUCACACAAUAAUCUGUGUCUUUUACAUUUCUACCAAUUUUGCUAAAUACUACAGUUGUGAAAUGUCCUACGGCAGAAACUUUCAUUAAAAGACAAACAAACACAAAACUGUGGAAAGUAUUGUGUGGAAAAUGCAGACAACUGUUUGUAAGGAAGAAAAAAUGCACACACGUCAAGUGUUUGUCGCAGCUCACUUUGAUUACUUUUGUUACCGAUCGGUUUGACCUAAUUGGAUGAGAGUAGCACCAGUCCCCCCCGUAUGAAACCAUCUGCCAACUCUCUACUUGUGCAGGCUUCUUGUUGUUGUUGUGUUGCCCAAGCCAGGCUUACUGUAUGUGACAAGAGGCUCAACAUGCUGCAAUGGACUGGAACAAACCUACAGAGCUUUCCCAGCUGGUACAGAGGGUGAAAGUGAGUUUAUUUGCCUUAGCGUGCUCAGGGGAAGUGCUCAGUUGGGUUCAGCUGGCACAGUCUGACUGAGGUUCUGGUUGCUGAUGAUUUGAGAAAUGUAGGUAUUUGAUUUAGAUUCCUAAAAAACAUUUAGGCCAUGCUGGACCACAUGAUUGUUCAAGUGAAAGAAGGGCUGAUUAUGUUCUGUGAGGCUGGUCAACAGGUCCCAUCGUCAGAUUAGGAUGUUGGUUUUAUUGGUUUUUAUUUUGUUGCUUUUAGAUUCAGAUUCACUUAAAGAUCAGGGUAGUGCUUAAAGCUGUCUGAGGACCCAGUCACACAAAAUGUAGCUGCUCUAGAGUGUAACGAUGACUGCCUGCUCUGCUUCCAGAAGUAGAGUUUCCAUUCCUUUUGAGUGAAGGAACUAUGCAUCCCAUAAACCCCUGCAAAUGAUUAUUUUACAUCAACUUCCAGUGCGCUCCCGUUUGAAUCAAACCAUGGUGAAGCAAAUAUUUCACAUUGAAUUGAGUUGAAAGUCCUGCGAGUGUAGGGAGUGAAAGGAAUCUAAAAUGGAGGGAGCUAUCAUAUUAGUAAUAGACAAUAAUGAAACAGGAUUUCCAUCUUAUAAAAAAACUGUUAAUUUGUUAACCCAUUAGUGAUUAUUGAAGCCAGCAAGGUUUCUGUCAGUUGGCAAGUUGUGUUAGCUUGUGUUAGCUGAUUUACAAUAUGGACAAUAAAACACCAGGGCUUAGUAAAAGCCGCAGCACAUAGAAAAUCUGAACUAGCAGAGCUACUGUGUGUUGCAUCAAUUGUUUGAUCACAGCUUGUGCAUCAACAAGGAAUUUAUUGAAUUUUGGCACCAUCCUAUAGGAAUCUGAGGCUAGCUAGGAUAUUAGCUGUGUUACACCAUUAGUCAGACAUUCAUGUUGCAAAGAUAUUUCUUCCCUAAUUGUCUGAUGUCUAUAUUCAGACAUACAAAUACAUUUGUCUCUGGAAGUGUCUGGUGUGACUGGGUCCUUAAAGUUGUAGAAAACUUCUUAUUAUACAUAAAAUAAUGAAAUAACUACACUCACACUCACAUAAACGUCCACCAGACUCAGCUGACCUGAGCUGACUCUUUCUCUGAGGGCUUACAUGUGAGGAGGGGAACGGCAAAGGAAGCUGUGAGUACAGACUGUACAGAGCACAGACGUUAACCCAGAGGUGAAGCCCAGUGUCUUAGGAGAAACCUGCAUGUGAUGCUUGACUUAUCCAGCGUCGCCUCUGUGCUGUUUCAAUGGGGCCAGCAGAAUGCAUGUGCAGGGCACAUAGGAUGUGCAAAAUGUGAUUUUUAUAAUCUGUCAUAAAUCUUUUGUUUUGGUAAGAUUAUUUUUUGUAUGUGUCAAUGAUGUUACAGUUGUGAUUUGUUUCUUUUUAUUCCUUCCCCUAAUCUUUUUAACUACUGAUGAUUCUUGUUUUGUGUUAUGAAUUUCCCCACGAGAAAAACAACCACUGUAAAGAUGAAGCAACUUCUCUGACACUGGUCAAACACAGAAGUACUGUAAUCUGCAAAAUGGACACCAGAGGGCACCACAGGGAUUCUCUCAACUGCCCAACUUCUCUGUGCAGCUCUGUGUCCCCUGGAUUCCAACCCACUCGCGUCCACCCUGAGUCACAUUUGCCUUUUUUCGACAUUUACCAUGUUGAAAAAGUUGCGUCCUUCGAUCCGUCAUCUUUCAGUCUGUAUACUCCACUCUCUUACUGACCAGGUGCCAGCAUUCUGCCUCUAUGUCAAUGGAAAGUUGUGAAUACUUCUAUAAGGAGGGCAAGUAAUGCUUUGUCUAUUUAUUUUUAGAAGCACACAAAGCAAAUUGUACAUACUAUAUUUAUUCUAUAUAUAAGGUUGUUUAUUUUGUAAUUUCGUUUUGGCUCAGUUUCUUUAUAAUCAUGUUAUUGUAAUUUUCUCUUCUCUUUAAUGUGUUCUAUUUUUCUUUGCAAAGGCCAGUAGUGCUUUUUGGCGCUUGCCGGUGAUGCUAAUGAAUAGCAAAGUGCCUAAUACCACACACUUCACACACGCACGCACACACACACACACACACACACACACACACACACACACACACACACACACACACACACACACACACACACAUGCAGGUAUUAUAAGACAUAGAAAAGCCUUAACCUAUCAGAGCCAAGCUCGAGUCAGAGUAACCAAUCAGGAGCUAGGUGUCCCACUGAGUAGCAACUCUUUGAUUAGUUUCGAUUAAUAAAAGAUUUAUUUUAUGUUGAUUAUGAUAUGUAAUGUAAUAAAGAUUGUAAGGGCGGGCAGCGUCAGUUGCAAGCUUUUGUUCACGUGAAUCCGCAAAAAUCAGGAUGAGCUGAAUGGAAAACCAGCAGGUUUGAUUUACAGGGCUCAUGAAAGGUCUGAAAUCAGAUUACCAGUAGAAGUAAUAUAUCAACCUACAAACAAUACAAGUGCAAAAAAUGAUGUUUCCUCUGCUAUAUAACACACGUAGCCUUUAAAACCCUUCAUCCAACUACUGCCUUGUUAACCUCAGUGCUUCAAACCCUUGAGCCCCUGAACUCACAGGGAACCAUGCUGAUCCUCAGGCUGCCAACAUCCACAUCAAGAUCGAGACUUUGAUUCAGACUCGAAAUGUCCACCUGUCCCAGCCAGCAAUGUUUCCUAUAAGAAAGAAACCGCUGUAGAAACAUGUACAGUCUUACUUGGGCUGAGGUCGUUAUGUUCUCUGUGUGUUCUUCUUGUAAAAGCCCUCCCUCUGUGAGGCAGGAGGAAGGCUUUCUCCCUGCAGGACUUUGUAAAUUGCUGGAAAUA